Messenger RNA from Stylophora pistillata, 1570 nucleotides. Its product is annotated as alanine--glyoxylate aminotransferase. The record is from RefSeq and is a predicted model, not a curated record. Lineage: Eukaryota; Metazoa; Cnidaria; Anthozoa; Scleractinia; Pocilloporidae. Gene Ontology annotation, molecular function: L-serine:pyruvate transaminase activity; L-alanine:glyoxylate transaminase activity. Gene Ontology annotation, cellular component: peroxisome.
GUGCCUAACGUAAGUUCGUACUGAAAACAAAGGGAACAUUGAUUAGAUUAUGGCUCAUACACGUUCAUUGUUAUGGAAACUGAAUUUGCAAGCAUCUUCUCAGGCAGGGAGAAUGGGUAGAAGAGGAGUUCCCAUUCCCACUCGUCUACCUCAUUUGUACGCAAAAACAAAAGAAUAUUCAUCAACCGCGAAUAAGAUGGCGGAGUGGCGGACUAAAGUUCCGGUACCAAAACAAUUACUCGAACCCCUAGAUUUGCCGAGUGUUCAUCUCUUUGGACCUGGCCCCGCUAAUCCAUCAUUACGGACUUACAAUGCCCAUGCAAUGCCGCUAUUGGGACAUCUGCAUCCAGAGUUCUGUAAGGUCAUGGAUGAAACAAAGGCUGGCUUGAAAUACGUGUUUCAAACCAAUAACGCUUACACGUUGGCGAUUACUGGAUCAGGACAUGCGGCGAUGGAGGCUGCAAUCAUGAACCUUGUCGAGCGAGGAGAACGCAUUCUAGUGUGUGUUAAUGGAUUGUGGGGUAACAGAGCGCGCGACAUUGCUGAAAGACAAGGCUGUGAUGUACAGGCUAUUGAAAAGCCACCUGGAGAAUAUCAUACAUAUGGUGAAAUUGAACAGGGCCUCAAAGACUACAAGCCUUCAGUGUUGUUUCUUGUUCACAGUGAGUCUUCUUCAGGAAUAUGCCAGCCAUUAGAUGGCAUUGGAGCUUUAUGUCACAGGUAUAACUGCUUGAUAAUUGUGGACACUGUAGCAUCUCUUGGUGGAACACCUUUCUUCACUGAUGACUGGGAUCUGGACUGUGUUUAUACAGGCUCUCAAAAAUGCCUUGGGGCACCUCCAGGAAUUUCACCAAUCACAUUUAGUCCCAGAGCCAUAGCUAAGGUGAACAGCCGGGAAUUCAAAGUGCCAUCAUUUUACCUGGAUAUAAAAGAACUGGGAAAUUACUGGGGAUGUGAUGAAGGGCCAAGAAGAUACCAGCACACAGGAGCAGUAAGUCUAGUUUAUGCUUUAAGAGAAAGCCUGGCACAGAUAGCAGAAGAGGGACUUGAGAAUUCAUGGAAGCGGCAUCAUAACACAAUUGAACACCUUUGGGCUGGACUUGAGGAGAUGGGUUUAAGGAUGUUUGUGAAAGACAAGGCAAUGCGUCUCCCAACUGUUACAAGUAUUCGAAUUCCUGAAGGAUUCCCAGACUGGAAGGCUGUCCCGACCUAUCUGAUGAAAAAACACAAGAUUGAACUUGUAGGUGGUCUGGGCCCAACGCUCGGAAAGGUAUGGCGUGUUGGAUUCAUGGGACAUAAUUCAUCCCUUGAAAAUGUGGACAAGUUCUUGCGACUUUUCAAAGAGGCGCUGGAAGCUGUCAAAAAUCGCCCAAAAUCUCAGAUUUGAAAAUGACAUUUGCGAGGCAAAGAAUUUCAGCCGGUGUGGCUGUAAAAGCGGGGGAAAAUAUUCUAGGAAGAAUCGAAAUGUUUAAAAUGGUAAUUUUUAUAGCUAUUUAUCAAUUGUCUCAUGAAGAGAGUCACUAGCUUGGAAAAUUGUAAAAGCAUUCAUUAAACUCUUUACUUGAGUCCA